CUCUUUAAAUACCGCAACUGUGCACCUUCGUCUCCUCCUAUUUCUACUCGUCCAAAAACCAAUUAUCAUAACGUAAAAAGUUUCUGAUUCACAAUGGGAGAGAAAAAAAAUGGGAACAAGAAAGGACGGGAUGGAGAAAAGAACGAAAAGGGUUCAUCGGCCAUUGUUUUUAAAGUUGAUUGUCUUUGUGACGGUUGCGCUAUCAAAGUCCUCAAAUGCAUUCGUGAAGUUCAAGGGGUGGAGACUGUUACAACAGAGAGCAGCUCAAACAAAGUGACAGUGACCGGAGCUGUGGAUCCGGCAGCCAUCAAAGAGAAACUCGUGAAGAAAACCAAGAAGAAUGUUGACCUCAUUUCCCCUCAACCGAAGAAAGAUGAUAACAAAGAGGAGAAGGAGAAAAAAGCUGAGAAAGAGAAAAAUCAAGAUUCUGGAAAUGAUAAUGGUAAAAAAUCAGAGAAAAAACCCAAAGAGGCCCCAGUAACGACGGCAGAUUUGAAGGUGCAACCGUACUGCCAGUGCUGGGGAUGCACUGUUAAGAUUCGCAAAAUUGUCGCCGAUACCAAAGGCGUGCAUGAGUUGAAAGUAGACAAGGUGAAGGAGCUGGUCACUGUUAAGGGGACUAUGGAUGUUAAGGCCUUGGCCGAGGCUUUGAAGGACAAACUGAAGAAGAAAGUUGAGAUUGUUCCACUUAAGAAAGAGAAAGAUGGCAAAAAUGAUGGCGGCGAGAACGGGGGUUGUGGUGAUGGCGGCAAAGGGAAGAAGAAGAACAACAAAGGUGGCAAUGGUGGUGCUGGAGAUGGUGGAAACGAUGCUGCACCUACUGGUGGUGGUGGUGGUAAUGGCAAGAUGGAAGGGGCCAGGAUGGAAUAUAUGGUUCAACCCCAAUUUGGAUACAUGCCUAGUUACCCUGGAUACGGGCACCCGGCUUACGGAUAUGGUUACGGGCACCAGCACGGACAUGGUUACCCCGGUUACGUGCCGGGUUACCCUGUAUCUGUUCACCCUCCUCACCACCUAUUCAACGAUGAGAACCCUAAUGCUUGUGCCAGUAUGUGAGGGCCGAGGAGAAAUGGGGUUAAUGGCACAUGAUAUUAGGUGAAGGUAAAUCAAAGGAAUGUGUAAUUAAGAAAU
Molecule: messenger RNA, 1131 nt
Organism: Hibiscus syriacus
Lineage: Eukaryota; Viridiplantae; Streptophyta; Magnoliopsida; Malvales; Malvaceae
Product: heavy metal-associated isoprenylated plant protein 3-like
Exons: 5
Coding region: 94-1056 (320 amino acids)
Molecular function (GO): metal ion binding
Source: RefSeq, a predicted model, not a curated record